AUGUCCCUCUACUUUGAUUCAGUCGCAAUUCUGACUGCCCCCUCGUCAGGGGGCUCAUUCAAAUCCCGAAUCUACAGCGCCAGGAACCUGCGCGUCUCCCCCGCCCAAAUAUACGCGCUGACCACCGAAGCCGCAAAAUGGGACACCGUGCUAGCAGAAGUAAUUGACAAAUCGGGGAUCUUGGCUCUCGAGCGGAAGCUUUCACCACUCCUCGCCCUCCUCCUCGUUCACGAUCUCCUACUUGCCAAAAAAGGCAUUGCGACACCGGCUACGCAUACCCUCCGUCAAGCCGUCGAGCGACACAAAGCUAGACUCAAGGCCGAGUUCACCAAGGCACGUGUGCGCCGCGGAUGUGCGACUGUCGAGCAGUUCAAGGCGGCUGUGAUUCGCGAGAAGAGACUCGCGGAUGGCACGAGCAAUUUCGUCUACCCGCGCUGGGUGCGUGUCAAUAAUAUUCGCACAACGCUGGAGGAGCAGCUCAGCACCACCUUCAAGGCUUAUCGCCGGGUAGAGAGUCUGGCGGAGCUGGCGACUGAUGAGGAGCGCAAGCCGGAGCCACGAUUGUUCAUUGAUCCCAAUAUCCCCGAUCUGGUAGCCGUGCCGUUUGGUGCGGACUUCACCUCUUCGCCUGCUUAUAAGAAUGGCGAGAUCAUUCUCCAGGAUAAGGCUUCGUGUUUCCCUGCGUACCUUCUACUGGGAGAUCGGGGACCUGCCGAUGCCUGGGAGGGUGAUUUGAUUGACGGAUGUGCUGCGCCCGGUAACAAGACCACGCACUUGGCUUCGCUGUUGGCUAAGCAGCAAAAGGGCAAGAGCAAGGGUAAGAAGAGCAAUCAGAUGAUCUACUCCAUGGAUGCAUCGACAAUGCGGUCGAAAACACUGCAGAAGAUGGUUGGUCUUGCCGGGGCGGACUCCGUAACUGUACUUCAGGGUCAGGAUUUCCUGGCUCUUGACCCGGAGGACGAGCGCUUCGAGGAUGUCACCGGUUUGUUGCUUGACCCUAGUUGUUCUGGCAGCGGUAUCAUUGGACGUGACGAUGUGCCCCAGUUCACGCUACCGGCCCCGGUGCAGUCCAAGGGUCCAAAGUCGCACGGCAAGAAGCGCAAGCGUGAGGAUGAGGAAGCUGUCGAAUCAAAGGCCACCCCUGGGAUUCCACAGGCGGCACCCACGGACGAAAAUGAUAUCGCCGAUGGUACCAUUGAUCCGGAGCGUCUGACGAAAUUAUCCAGCAUUCAAGCUAGGAUCGUUGAGCACGCUCUGAGCUUUCCGAACGCUACGCAUGUCACGUAUAGUACCUGUUCUAUUCAUCUGAUUGAGAAUGAGGGAGUGGUGGCUCGAAUUUUGAACACCCCGAUUGCCAAGGAGCGUGGCUGGCGUCUUCUCCGACGUGAUGAGCAGCCUGAGGGUUUGCGCCGAUGGAGCAAGCGCGGUGUUCGCGAAGAACGCCCUGCGGAAGGUGAAACUGGGCCUUCUGGAUCGGUUGAUCUCUCCGACGAGGCAUUGGAUGCGUGCAUUCGGUCCUGGCAAGGUGAUGCGGAAGGACUUGGUGGCUUCUUCGUCGCUGGCUUUGUCCGUGAUAAUGCUCUCGCUACGGGUGUCCCAGUACAAGAGCCCGUGAAGCACAGUGAUAACGAAAUGGCCGAGGAGGGCGAAGAGGCUGUAUCGGCCGAAGACGAAGAUGAUGAAGAAGAAGACUGGGGAGGAUUCUCGGAUUAG
This is a messenger RNA of Penicillium olsonii, 1713 nucleotides long. Lineage: Eukaryota; Fungi; Ascomycota; Eurotiomycetes; Eurotiales; Aspergillaceae. The record is from the annotation of a GenBank genome assembly.